CACCGUCCGGCCACGACGGUUCUUCUUUUUUCUUCUUGCAAAAGCACCCUAGCAGUAGAUAUGAUCUAGCUCGCUGCUAUGCGCUAUUCUGCACAUUUCUUUCCAUCAUGAGGCCCCUCUGGUCACUUCUCCUGCUUCUGCAGGCUCUCUCGCCGGUUUGGGCAGAGCACGACAAAGAUCAAACCGUCACGACACCCCCGCCAGACAUCAUACAUAGCCAUGGAGAGUCCAGCCCUCCCGUCCGAGAGCCUGGCGCAGACCACGUCGAUGCUGCCAUCGCGAAACUCUACGAGAUCCACAACCCGGCCCAUCACAAGCGGCGGAAGAAGACGGGCGUGCUCGGACUGAUUGGGCAGCUGGCGUGGAAGGCCUUGCCGAGCCUACGAGCCAGCACGGCUCCCACAGAGGAGAGCGGGUCGAAUAGUAAGAUUGUCGACGCCCGACUGGUGGAAGCUGUCAGGCACCUGGAAGUGGCGACACACAAGAACAACUCAGAUGCUCUGUUUCUUCUCGCGCAGAUGAAUUACUAUGGCAACUACUCCCACCCGAGGGAUUUCCACAAGGCAUUUGAUUACUAUCAGCAGCUGGCAUCGCUGAACGGGAACAGCUCCGCGCUGUACAUGGUCGGGCUGAUGUACUCGACUGGGGUUGGAGAUGCGGUGCCCAAGGAUCAGGCGAGAGCCUUGCUCUACUACACCUUUGCGGCGGUGCGAGGACACACACGGGCGGAGAUGACUGUCGCCUCCCGCCACUGGACCGGCGUGGGCACGCCCAAGAGCUGCGAGACUGCGGCCAAAUACUACAAGCGUGUCGCGGACAAAGUCAUGGACUGGUACCGAUCCGGUCCCCCGGGCGGCAUGAACUGGAACAGGGAAGGCUACCACAUCGCUGACGAUUUUGGUGGUACAUACGGCGAGGGAGCAAGCGUGUCCAGCUCCGGCAUCAAUGCCGUACGCCACCACCCGAAUUCGGAUGCCUAUGCUGCCAUCGAAGACAUCAUCGAGUACCUAAACCUCAUGAGCAACAAGGGUGACUUCAAGUCGUCUUUCAACUUGGGAGCCAUCUAUUACGAGGGCCAGCGGGGCCUGGAGCGGAACCUGAAAGAGGCCGCCAAGUACUUCUUCAUGGUGACUAAGAUGUACUGGAAGAACGGGCGAGGCGACGAGAACCAUAAGCCGGGCCUCGAUAAAUACGCCGCCAAGGCAGCUGGCUAUCUCGGGAGGAUGUACAUGCGAGGUGAAGGGGUACAGCAGGACUUCGACAGGGCCAAGUUCUGGUUUGAGCGAGGCCUGGAGCGCUCCGAUGCGCAGUCCCAGUACUGCCUGGGGCUGAUGAUGCUUCAUGGCUAUGGCAUACCCAAGAGCAUCGCUCGGGCUACGGACUUGUUCAGAUCAGCGGCCGAACAGGAGUACUCCCUGGCGCAGGUCCAGCUUGGUGUCCUGUUUCUGGACCGCGGCAUGCCCGAGGACGUUCGUAUUGCGAAUGAUUACUUCGAGCUGGCAGCUAGGUACGGCAGCAUCGAGGGCCAGUACUACCUCGCCGAGAUGAUCUAUCACGGCAUCGGUCGGGAUAAGGCGUGUGCACAGGCUCUCGUAUUAUACAAGACGGUGGCAGAGAGGGCGGAACCUCUCGUCUCGUCUUGGACCGAGGCGAACAUGGCGUAUGAGGACGGCGACUACGAGCUUGCCUUGUUGGCAUACCUCCAUGCCGCGGAGGAGGGAUACGAGUCUGCACAGAACAAUGUUGCCUAUCUCCUGGACACACGACAGUCGAUGCUAUCAGACGUUCUCGGCAUCGGUGAGCCAAAAUCACCAGCUCUCAACAAUCCCAAUCUGGCGCUCGUCUACUACACGCGGUCGUCGAGGCAAGGCAACAUUGACUCUCUCGUCAAAAUGGGCGACUACUACCUUGAUGGGGUUGGAGUUGAUCAGGAUGUUGACAAGGCCGUCAAGUGCUACACCGGCGCCGCAGAGUACCAGCAAUCGGCCCAGGCUCUGUUCAACCUCGGCUGGAUGCAUGAAAACGGGGUGGGAUUGGACCAGGACUUCCAUCUAGCUAAACGCUACUACGAUCUCGCGCUCGCAACGAACGAGGAGGCUUACCUACCUGUAAAGCUCAGUCUCCUCAAGCUCCGCGCCCGGAGCUACUGGAAUACCUUCACGCACGGACGCAUUAACUCCAUUCAGGAUGAGCCUGAGACGACGAAGGACUGGUCCCUCAGCGAGUGGAUCAACAACUUCGUCCAAGAAGAGUACUACUACUACGACGACGGCUUGUACGACGAUAUCUACGACGACACCAUGCCAGGAGGCGACGAUCCUCACUACCACGGUGUCGAUGAUGACGAGGGCCUAGUAGACACUGUGAUCAUUAUGGGAAUAGCCAUCUCCCUCGCAUUUUUUGUCUACUACAGACAACAGCGCGAGCGAGCUCUGCAAGCCCGGCGCCAGGGAGAUCAGCAGCAACAGGGAGGCAACGCCGGUGGUGCUGCUGCUCCGGCACCCGCACCGCCAGCGCAGGAUAACGGUGGCUUCUUCCCGCCUGCAGGCGAUCCAAACUUUGCGAACUGGGCUGCUGGCGGCCCUCAGCAGCACGAGGCCCACGCCGCCUCAGACGCAGUCAUCAAGGACCUCGAUCGCCAGCUUGAGACCGCGCGGCAGGCAAGGCGCAUUGAGGAAGCCUCGGCGCGGCGGCGGCCCGGGGAGGCGGAGGGAGAAGAGGAGGAGAAGGAGGAUGAAGAGGAUGAAUCCGAAUUCAAUAUGGCGGAGAUGCUUCUAAGUCUGAAUAUAGACUCCUCGCUGUUAGGCUACGACGAGGAAGAGGAGAAAUGGAUCGACUGA
Cryphonectria parasitica EP155 is the source of this 2840-nucleotide messenger RNA. RefSeq names its product HCP-like protein. Gene Ontology annotation, biological process: ERAD pathway. The record is from RefSeq and is a predicted model, not a curated record. NCBI's taxonomy places the organism in Eukaryota, Fungi, Ascomycota, Sordariomycetes, Diaporthales, Cryphonectriaceae. Bases 108 to 2840 code for a protein of 910 amino acids. Gene Ontology annotation, cellular component: endoplasmic reticulum membrane. Gene Ontology annotation, molecular function: protein binding. The transcript is spliced from 7 exons.